AUGAGUGAUACACCUAGAUCAAAAAAAUCAAAGGCAAUGGGAAAACAACCCGAUCUUCGACAAUUUAUGUUCAAGAAAAUGAAAUCUCAUGAUAAUUCAUGUUCUUCAACGCCACCGGUAGAUAGUGGUACUCCAUCAUCUAAUGCUAGUGCAUCUCCAUCUUAUGAUUCUCCUCAAAUUAACGAAAAUGAUAUGAAUUUGGGUGGUUCAAAUACGGAUAAUGUGCCAUUAGAGAAUGAAGAGUUGGUUUAUGAUGUUGAACUUCUUCCUCAUGACCCGGGAAAAAGAAUAAACAUAAUGGAUUAUCCUUCAAAUCAACGUAAUGCGAUUAGGAGGGCAUAUAUCCUUAAAAAACUUGUCAACCAAAAACUCAUAACUUUCCUCAAAGAGAUCUUGAAUGAUAUUGAAGUUAAUGUGGGAGGAGAUGCAUUUGUAGAGGGAGGAUUUAGGUCAUGGAAUAAAUCGGAAAGUGAGUAUGAAACUCGCUUGAGAGCUUCGGUUUCUUGUUUGUUUUAUCUAUUGCGGCAAGGGUUGGCAUUUCGUGGACAUAAAGAAGAUGAAGAAUCUCUUAAUAGGGGAAAUUUUAUUGAGCUUUUGAAAUGGUUAAAGUCACAUAAUGAAGUUGUUUCAAAGGUCAUUUUUGAAAAUGCUCCCGGAAAUUGUCAAUUAACAUCUCCCAUGAUUCAAAAAGAUAUCAUAAAUUGUUGUGCCAAAGAAACAACUAAGCGGAUUAUAGAGGAAAUUGGUGAUGAUUACUUUGCUAUCUUGGCCGAUGAAUCUAGUGAUGUAUCCCAAAAGGAACAAUUAGCUCUUUGUUUGCGUUAUGUUGAAAAGAAAACGGGAAAGGUAUUAGAGCGAUUUCUUGGACUUGUUCAUGUUGGGGAUACCACCACUUUGUCUCUUAGAAGUGUAAUUGUAUCUUUGCUUGUUGAUCAUUCAUUAAGUCCUUCUAAGAUUCGAGGGCAAGGUUAUGAUGGGGCUAGUAACAUGAAAGGUGAGAUUAAUGGCCUCAAGACUUUGAUUAUGGAUGAUACUCCAAAUGCAUACUAUGUUCAUUGUUUUGCUCAUCAACUUCAAUUAACUCUUGUUGCCGUUGCUAAAAAGAAUAAUGAGUGUCGUUGGCUUUUUGAUACACUUGGAACCUUGUUGAAUGUGGUUGGAAAUUCUUGUAAAAGAAGAGAAAUGAUUCGAGACAUCCAAGCUCAAAAUGUUGCUCGAUCCUUAGAAAUGGGUGAACUUGAAAGGGAUCGGGGUUAA
Molecule: messenger RNA, 1257 nt
Organism: Beta vulgaris subsp. vulgaris (sugar beet)
Lineage: Eukaryota; Viridiplantae; Streptophyta; Magnoliopsida; Caryophyllales; Amaranthaceae
Exons: 3
Coding region: 1-1257 (418 amino acids)
Source: RefSeq, a predicted model, not a curated record